This is a messenger RNA of Nanorana parkeri, 2639 nucleotides long. RefSeq names its product solute carrier family 45 member 4 (gene SLC45A4). The record is from RefSeq and is a predicted model, not a curated record. Gene Ontology annotation, cellular component: membrane. Gene Ontology annotation, molecular function: sucrose:proton symporter activity. NCBI's taxonomy places the organism in Eukaryota, Metazoa, Chordata, Amphibia, Anura, Dicroglossidae. The transcript is spliced from 7 exons. Gene Ontology annotation, biological process: transmembrane transport. The coding region runs from base 118 to 2304 and encodes 728 amino acids.
CAAGUUCGGGACCUGUCUUUGACUAAGCUGAAGAAAGAAGAGACCAAAGAGACUGAAAGCAGGGAUGAGACUAUCAGCGAGAGCUCUAUUGACCGCAUCCCUAUCCGUCUCUGGGUCAUGAACGGGGCGGUGAUGUUUGGUCGGGAGUUCUGCUACGCCAUGGAGACAGCUUUGGUGACGCCGGUUCUGUUGCAAAUUGGUCUUCCUGAACAGUACUACAGCCUGACAUGGUUCCUGAGCCCCAUCCUUGGUUUGAUAUUUACUCCUCUCAUUGGCUCGGCCAGUGACCGCUGCACACUUAAAUGGGGCCGCCGGCGGCCCUUCAUCCUCGCCCUGUGUAUCGGGGUUCUCCUGGGAGUUGCACUUUUCCUCAAUGGCUCCGUUAUCGGUUUGGCCAUUGGGGAUGUUCCGGAUAAACAGCCAAUCGGCAUCGUUCUCACAGUGCUGGGUGUUGUGGUCUUAGACUUUUCUGCCGAUGCCACCGAAGGGCCGAUCCGGGCGUACCUGCUGGAUGUGGCAGACAACGAAGAGCAGGACAUGGCACUUAAUAUUCACGCCUUCUCAGCUGGUCUUGGUGGAGCCAUCGGCUACAUGCUUGGUGGACUGGACUGGACUCAAACUUUCCUUGGCACUCUGUUUAAAUCUCAGCAGCAAGUCCUUUUCUUUUUCGCCGCCAUUAUAUUCUCCGUGUCCGUCGUCCUCCACCUUUUCAGUAUUGAGGAAGAACAGUACAGCCCCCAGCAGGACCGCCUAGAGGACGAGGGGGACACCAUGUCGAGUGAAAGAUUAAACAGCACGCUCGCCCCGAUGUCUCGGUUGAACGUCAUCAACGAAGACGAAUCCUACACAAACUUUCCGGAUGAUGUGCAGUCAGAGAGCGAUCUCAACCUCGACUUUCUCGAGGUGGACAUCGUAAGGAGCAAGAGCGAUUCGGUCUUGCAUAUGGCCGACGCCACAUUGGACUACGAAUCAGAGUUUCUUCGUUACAUCGAACCCUCCAUUUUCCAAGAUUGUUCGUACCCGAACACCCCGCGCAGCACCAGCCAGGAGCUUAUGAUGUCCAAAUUUAACCGUCUUUCAGCAUUCCUCAGGGAGAACGAACGAGAAGAGGAGAUGUUGCUCGAUAAUCACAUUAAUGAAUGCAAAGUUCCCAACGGCGGAGACGCAUUACAGAAUGAGAACAUGAACGGGCACACCAGAAUCGGCAUGAAACAGUCCUGCACCGCGAGCUCCAUGCGCAGGAGGAGGCACAUGUUCUAUCGCCAGCCUUCUUACACCUUCUCGUAUUUCGGCAAAGUCGGAACCCACCGCUACCGCUACAGGAGAGCCAACGCCAUCUUGCUGAUAAAAUCCUCGCGCAGCAUGAACGACAUUUACGACAUGCAGAAGAGGCAGCGUCAGAGACAGAGGCACAGAAAUCAGAGCGGAGCCACCAACUCCAGCGGUGACACCGAGAGCGAGGAAGGAGAGACUGAGACGACCGUCAGGCUUCUCUGGCUGUCCAUGCUGAAGAUGCCGAAAGAGCUGAUGUGUCUUUGUGCUUCCCACUUGCUAACCUGGUUCUCUAUUAUUGCUGAAGCAGUGUUCUAUACCGAUUUCAUGGGUCAGGUCAUCUUUGAAGGUGAUCCCAAGGCUCUUACCAACUCUACAGAACUCCAUAACUACAACAGCGGUGUGCAGAUGGGCUGCUGGGGACUGGUGAUCUACGCUGCUACUGCUGCGGUCUGCUCAGCCUUGUUACAGAAAUACCUGGAUAACUAUGACCUCAGCAUCAGAGUAAUCUACAUCCUUGGCACGCUUGGCUUCUCCAUUGGCACGGCAGUGAUGUUCAUCUUUCCCAAUGUCUACGUCUCCAUGAUUAUGAUCAGCACCAUGGGGAUAGUGUCAAUGAGUAUUUCAUACUGCCCGUAUGCCCUGCUGGGACAGUACCACGAAAUGAAAGAGUACAUCCACCACAGUCCAGGGAACUCCAAGAGAGGCUUUGGCAUAGACUGCGCCAUCCUGUCCUGCCAAGUCUACAUCUCCCAGAUCUUGGUGGCCUCCGCUUUGGGAGCCGUGGUCGACGCUGUUGGUUCAGUCCGAGUAAUACCACUGGUGGCCUCCGUAGGCUCCUUCUUGGGAUUUCUCACCGCUACAUUCUUAGUAAUAUACCCAGAGGUUCCAGAAGAGAACAAGGAAGAUCCAAAACGUCCGGCAAAUGGCGCCAUCGCUAAUGGAGUGGAUCCGGAAAAACCACUCGUGUUGCAGCUCUCUCCGAAAGGGUCUACAGCUCCUCCAGAAGUAGAGAGCGAGUCGGCAGUCUGAGCAGGUGAUGUGUUCAACCCGCAACAUUCCUGACCGCACAGGCACGUCUGUAGCGGCAAUCUUAUCAGGUGCACGUCUGGACUGGAAACCGCAAUACGAUGACCUGCUUAUUCCCCUGUGCUGCCAGGGGGAGGGGCAUUUCCAGUUUCUAAGUGAAGAUGAAAAAAAUAAAAGGAAAUUAAAUGGAAGCUCCUUUAAUUUUCCCUUUCUAAAAUCUGUCAAUUAGGUGAUGCUUUUUCUGCAUGAUCCUUAAAGCCUAAUGCUAUAGGAAAUUUAGCCAAUGGCAUCUUAGUUUGAAGCUUUAUUAUGACACUUAUAUAGCCCUGCUAUAAACC